Messenger RNA from Xyrauchen texanus (razorback sucker), 2027 nucleotides. RefSeq lists its product as uncharacterized. The transcript is spliced from 4 exons. NCBI's taxonomy places the organism in Eukaryota, Metazoa, Chordata, Actinopteri, Cypriniformes, Catostomidae. The record is from RefSeq and is a predicted model, not a curated record. The coding region runs from base 79 to 963 and encodes 294 amino acids.
GGAAGUGGAGUUGUUUCCCACUGGCUCUAACGUGUUAGCAACUACGAAAGUGUAUCAAAACGGUUUCCCAGCAUCAAAAUGUCUGGUUGUUGCGUUUACGGUUGCACUAAUCGAUAUUCCACCAAGGGGCUUAAGUUUUAUAGGAUUCCGACAGGAUCACGGCCGUUUCAGAAGAACCGGCGGCGCCUGUGGCUGCAGGCGAUUAAACGUGUUGAUUGGAGCGAGGACAUAAUAAAAAAUGCUCGCGUCUCCAGCGCCCACUUUAUAUCAGGUGAGGCGUCAUUGGACUCUAGUAGUCCUGAUUUUGUGCCUUCUGUGUUUGUGUACACAAAACUGAGCCAGAACCCCGAAGCAAAGUUGGAGAGGUACCAUAGGAAAAGGAGGAGAGAUGAUAGACCUAUAACGGCAGCAAAUCUAUGUGUUUCUUCUAAAACUCUGAAACAAGAAUGCAGCAUGGAUCAUUGUCCAGCUGAAGACGACAUCCCAGUUACAAAGAGGGAAUAUGAUGACCUGAACCAGAGACACUGUCAGCUUCAGGAGGACUAUGUACACCUGUGUCAGAAGUUUGAGGAACUACAAGCAGAAAAUGUAAAGCUGAAAGAGGAGCUGCAGAAAUCUACAUUUUCCUACACAACUGUCAAGUGCAACAUUGGACAGUUGUUUUUUCUCACCGGACUGACCUCCGUGCUCUUUGAGUGGCUAGUUACCAAAAUAACAGGCAGCUUAGAAAGAAUUAUCCAAAAACUUACACUAGAAGACCACCUGUUGGUUAUAUUGAUGAAAUUAAGGUUGGGUCUAGGUAAUACUGACUUGGCAUAUAGAUUUAAAUUAUCAAAAACCACGAUUUCAAAUAUUUUGCGGCGCUGGGUCCCUGGUAUGGCCUUGGUCCUUAAGCCACUCAUUAAAUGGCCAAGUAAGGGCGCAAUACUUAAAAAUAUUCCAAAAACAUUCAAGCGGAACUAAAAAAACUGCCAGUGCAUAAUAGACUGCACAGAAAUUUUCAUAGCUAGACCCAGUAAUCUGACUGCUAGGGCCCAGACAUGGUCAAAUUAUAAACACAACAACACAAUUAAAUAUUUAAUCGGCAUCACAGUUAUUCCAGUGUCGCAGGUUAACAUGCUAGACGAUGUUGUGACUGUAUGUGGUGCCCUCACAAACCUCUGUUAGAGUGUUGUUUCCAAAUGAGUAACACAUUACCAUGUAUUAGUUUUAACGUGAUUUACAUUUGUAAAACCUAUUUACUGUACAUGAAACAUAAUGCAUUAUAAUAAACCUCCCAACAUUGGCUGCCACUGGUGUGUAUAAUGUACACCCCCCAAGAUUAUCUCAACAAUUCACAGUGCUUUUCAAUUUCAUUUGUAAUUGUUAUUAGUAGUUUAAUUGCAAUGUAUGCAAGCAACAUAGUUACUAUUAAAGUACUAUAGCAUUACAAAAUCAAACUUUAAACAGAAGUGCGUCAACACAUAGCAAUCAAUAACAACAACAUAAAAUGUUGUCUUGUGUCCUUGUCUUUGACUAGGAAGAAUUUCUGAUUUCAACACACAAAACUCUGAGUCUAUGUCAUGGUAUUUGACGUUCUGUACAUGACCACAGACAACGUAUUCAUAAGCAUCCAGUGAUUUAUAUGCUCGUAAUUUCUCUUGGGUGUACACGCUCGGUUUCUCAACUAAAUACGUAUAUAUAUCUGGCCACUGUAUAUUUGGCCAUCUGCUAACGUCUUCUAUCCACUCCACUAUAGUACACGGAUCUGGUAGCCGGAUACCAUUUGAUAAAGUCAACUUUUUGAAAUAACUUUCUCUGUCUGUGUUGCUUAAUCCACUCGCGUAGCUUGACAGGCUGCUGAUUCUCGCCAUACUUCCGUUGCCAAUAUGCGCGCGCAUACGUUGCCACGUCAUCAUUGUGUACAAACAGUAAAAGGGUCUAUUUACAACGCACUAAAAAGAACCAGCUCUUAAGAGUCAUUUAUUUGGGAAUUGGACUACACUGGAUGUGCUGUAUGUUUUGCUCUGUAGAUUCAAAAGAAUUCA